AUGCUAGUAACACAGUUCACAAGCUAUCAUAGCUUUUUAGCCCCUUCCCCGGAAAAAAUAUUCAGUACUGACUUUGGGGCCUUUUUCUUUUGUCAGACUGUGUUAUAUAUAGACUAUAGAGAUAAUAGACUACAUAGAUUAAAGAUACUUAGACCUGAUGCCUACUUAUGUACAGGUUAUCCUGUUGAAGAUGAGGAAUAUUAUAUUUAUUCUGAGCCUACUGAUUAUUCAAGUCUUAAGAUAUACACCACAUUUCAGAAGCCUCAGUUUGUGGCUGGAAUAUUUCUUUUGGCUAGUUACUGGUUUCAAAUUCCACCCCAAGUGUCAUGUCAACAGGAAAUGAUGAGUUGUUCACUUACUGAUGAUAAUUUCUUAUGCAGGUCAACAGGCAAUGAUGAGAUAUGCAAUUAUUACAUCAUGUUCUACACAAAUAGUUCUGUAGCUGACUCAUCAGGAGAUUGUAAAUUCAAUGAACUUACACCACUGACAGGAGAUAACUUUCCCAAAGAUGUUAGUGUUCCACUUCCACCCAAUCCAGCUCUUGAAGAAGCAGCCAUAGGAUCUCACAACCAUCCAGGAGUAAAUUCCCCAGAACAAAACAAUGGAACUGUCCACUAAUGUGUAAAAAUGGUCAGUCCUCAAUAAUGUUUGCCUGGGCUAAGAAUGCUCCUCCAACUGUUAUGCCCAAAGAAAUGAACGAGUAGUCAUUCUCUGGCGCUGCCAGGGUCGAGUUUCGCUAAAGAGAAACAAAAUUCAUCGUAGUCCCUUUAACAGUUUCCACUGAGGAAUUUUCUGGUGAUGUGGCAGGUCUGCAGCAGUACCGCCCUCUGACAGGCAAUGAAGAUGUUCCUAGGAAUGUUAAGGGCCUUGAAGGUGUCUGUAAGGUCAGUUGUUAUUAUCCCCUCGGUUGAUAUAACAAUGGGGUAUAUUGUUAUUUUGGACAAU
This is a messenger RNA of Biomphalaria glabrata, 945 nucleotides long. RefSeq lists its product as uncharacterized. NCBI's taxonomy places the organism in Eukaryota, Metazoa, Mollusca, Gastropoda, Planorbidae. Gene Ontology annotation, molecular function: catalytic activity. The coding region runs from base 1 to 618 and encodes 205 amino acids. The transcript has 8 exons. The record is from RefSeq and is a predicted model, not a curated record.